CCACGCACACACACACACCGAAUCAGGAAUGCAUUUCGAUUAUUUUGGUCUGUCGGCUGGGGUUUGAGCCACGGUCCACAGCGCGAGCUCCCGCCCGUCUACCCACUGGAGACUCACCGAACUGCAUAAAGAAAAACCCAACUGAUCCGGCGCGGCAAGGUGAGAGUGCCAUGCUUGUCAGAGGGGUGAGAGAGUGAGGCGAUGGGCUGCACCUCCGCUAAGCAGGUGUCGGCCGUGCCCAGCGAUGAGGAGGGCCGGGGCAAGGCCUACAGCAACGGGGACGUCUUCACCGAUGAGUACAAGAUGAAGGGAGUGGAGGAGGUGAAGUACAUACGCGGAGAGGAGGACAGAGUGAACACCCGCAACCAGGAGAACCUGGAAAAGUGCGCAAGUUCCUACAGGGGAAAACAAAAGGAGGUCCCAGGAACGAAUGGCAACAAGACGAACAUCCACACGUCAGAGAGCCAGCAGGAGUUCUUCAGGAUGCUGGAUGAGAAGAUUGAGAAGGGACGGGACUACUGCUCUGAGGAAGAGGAGGAGGUGACAUAGCACAACGGCCUUCAAGUCUGCCCCUCAGCGGCCCCCUUCCCCCAUACCCAAGAGAGACAACUUGAGACUGUGUGUGUGCGUAUGUGUGUGCGUGUGUGCGUAUGUGUGUGUGUGUGUGCGCCUGUGUUUGUGGAAGAGAGACCGUGAGAGCGAAGGUUGGCGUGCUAUUUUGGACCAAUGAGAGCUACCCUGAUUUGGGACAAGCCUGCUGGAAGGGAGGGAGGGAGAGAGGGUCCAUCUGUCCCUCUUUCCCUCCGUCCCGCACGAAGACAGCUCUGCCCCCCCCCCCAUGCUCCCCCGAGGAGGCGACUCCCUGAACGGAGGGACCGGGACUGUAAAAAUGGAGCAGAAUGUGGAAAAGCGUGCGCUCGCUCUCACUUCCUGCCCCGCUCUCCUCUCCGCCCGGCCCUGUGAGACAGACUGCACACGCUCACUCCUGCAGGAAGGGAGGGAGGGAUGGAGGGGGCGUGGCCUUCCUGCUGUCAUGUGAACUGAGAAUGAACUCUGGAGUGAUGCUGGUGACCUGAGAGCCAAGAGCAUUUGAAUGGGGGGUGGGGGUUACAGAGGGGUGGGUGGUAAGAGAUAUUUAGAUUUGUUAGAAGCUACAGACAGAACGAAAAGUAAUUUGAGGACUCACUCCAGCCUUUAAAAAACGUUUUUCUUUUUUUCCCUCAAUACUGUACCGUUUUUACGUUUUCUUGUCGUUGGUCUCUAUGUCUUUGGCUUCUGUCUCAGUGCAGCCCUUCCCUCCGGCUAGCUAAACGUCUAAGUGGUGAAAAGGUGAAAGGUUGCAGGGUUCCUGUGCCCCAGGCUGUGUCUCUGUGUUUAAACCCCUCUUUCUCAAGGGACUCUUUAAAAGCCAUGACACUAAAGCACAUGACCUGUCACUCACGCGGCCCAUGGCACUGAUCGACCCCGCCCCCAGCGUCCCGGUGUGUCCAAUCAUGUUUCCCGCCCCUGUGUGUGCAGUUUGGGCUUCAAAUCAUUCCUCAACUUCGGCAGUAUUACAGCUCAGUGGCAGUACACACACACACACACUCUCACACUCGCGCACCCACGCACACCUUUGCUUACUUGGACAAAGACUGAACCAUUGGAGCAGGGGUCACCUAGAGGCACAGACCUGAUCAUGCUUCUGUCUUCAUUUAUGGAUUAUUCCUUUUUUUAUUUUUGAUGGGUUAUUUUUUUGUGUGUUUUUCUAUUAAAAUAAACACAGGAGCUGUUUAUACAACGGUG
Anguilla rostrata (American eel) is the source of this 1785-nucleotide messenger RNA. RefSeq lists its product as uncharacterized. The record is from RefSeq and is a predicted model, not a curated record. Lineage: Eukaryota; Metazoa; Chordata; Actinopteri; Anguilliformes; Anguillidae. The transcript has 6 exons. Bases 202 to 549 code for a protein of 115 amino acids.